AUGUACAUCCCAGAUUUAGUGUCAUCCUUGUUAUUCACCCUGCAAGCCCUCUUUAGGCUUCCGACCCCUUUGGAAAAUGCCGCGUCGCUUCCCGACUCGCAGCUCCCCUUGGUGAUAUGGCACGGAUUGGGCGACACCUACAACUCUGACUCCAUGCAAGGCGUUAUAGACGUAAUCCAUAGGGAGAUUCCAAACUUAUACGUCCACUCGGUGUACGUAAACGAAGAUGGAGGCAAGGAUGAAGAAGCUGGCUUCUUUGGCGAUGCCAGUGCCCAGAUCGAGCUUGUGUGUCAGCAGCUACUUAACGAUACUAAGCUUUCCAGAGGCUUCAACGCCAUCGGAUUUUCCCAGGGCGGUUUGUUUUUGCGAGCUGUUUUGGAAAAAUGUGGCCCAGAAAGUACUGCUGACGGAAGUGAUACCAUUAGCAUCAAAAACCUCAUCACGUUUGGGUCGCCCCAUUUAGGUGUUUCGGACUUGCCCACGCCCGCGUGUGGCUCCUUUGAUUGGGCCUGUCGCCAGAGAAACAGAUUGUUAAAGUCGCAGGUCUGGAAUUCCAGAGUGCAACACCAGGUUGUUCCAGCACAGUACUUCCGUGCGUUCAACGAAAACUACGAAAAGUACUUGGAAAACUCCCGCUUCUUGGUGUUUGUGAACAACGAGGUGGAGCACGAGAAAACGGAUACGUUCCGUGCUAACUUUGGCACAUUGAACAACCUUGUGCUCGUACAGUUUGCAAACGAUACAGUGUUGGUGCCUAAGGAGUCGGCGUGGUUUAUGGGCGACAGGGAUGAGGAAAACCAGCUCUACGCGUUUGACAAGACACCAAUCUAUGUGGAUAAUCUCGUUGGGUUGAAGAAGUUGCACCUAGAAAGCAGAAUCCAGUUUCACGUGACUGAGGGCGAGCAUAUGCGUAUUGGUGAUGAUUUCUUGAUUGAGAUUGCCAGAAAGUAUUUAUGA
Messenger RNA from Babjeviella inositovora NRRL Y-12698, 957 nucleotides. RefSeq lists its product as uncharacterized. Bases 1 to 957 code for a protein of 318 amino acids. The transcript has a single exon. Gene Ontology annotation, molecular function: thiolester hydrolase activity; palmitoyl hydrolase activity. NCBI's taxonomy places the organism in Eukaryota, Fungi, Ascomycota, Pichiomycetes, Serinales. The record is from RefSeq and is a predicted model, not a curated record. Gene Ontology annotation, cellular component: lysosome.